ACGCUCUGGUCAUUGGAGUUGCUUAGAGAGCGAGCCAUAGCAGCUAGCUAGAGCCCCCAUGGCCUCCAUGGCGCGGUGUGCGCUGCCUCGUGGCUGCUGUCUCGCGGUUGUUCUCGCGCUAGCAGCUCUCGCAUCUCCUCGCCGCCUCGGCGCCGCGGCGGCGGCGGCGGCUGAGAGCAGCGGGCCGAACUGGCACGUCGUGAGCGUCAGCUCGCUGCUGCCGAGCGCGGUCUGCGCGUCUGGGAAAGCAACCGCAUCAAACUCGUCGGCUCUCAGCGUCGUGCACCGGCACGGCCCGUGCUCGCCGCUGCUGGCUCGCGGCGCCGCGCCGUCUCAUGUCGAGAUCCUGGACCGGGACCAGGACAGGGCCAACUCCAUACACCGAAAGAUCGCUGGCUCGUCGACGAUCAACCCGGCACGUGCCUCGAAGAGCGUGUCGCUGCCGGCGCACUGGGGCAUAUCUCUUGGCACCGGCAACUACAUCGUCUCGGUCGGCCUCGGGACGCCGGCGAGGGACUUCUCGGUGGUGUUCGACACCGGCAGCGACCUGUCGUGGGUGCAGUGCAAGCCGUGCAGGGACUGCUACAAACAGCAGGACCCGCUCUUCGACCCGGCGCAGUCGUCGACGUACUCCGCCGUGCCCUGCGGCGCGCAGGAGUGCCAGGAACUGGACUCGCAGAGCUGCUCGUCGGAUAACAAGUGCCGGUACGAUGUCGUCUACGGAGACCAGUCGCAGACCGACGGCGACCUCGUGCGCGACACGCUGACGCUGGCACAGUCCGACACGCUCCCGAGGUUUGUCUUCGGGUGCGGCGACGACGACACCGGGCUGUUCGGCAAGGCCGACGGGCUCUUGGGUCUCGGCCGCGAGAAGGUGUCGCUGGCCUCGCAAGCGGCGGCCAAGUACGGAGCGGGAUUCUCCUACUGUCUGCCGUCAUCGUCGAGCGCCACGGGAUACCUAUCCCUCGGCGCAGCCGCUCCGGCGGACGCGCGGUUCACGGCGAUGGUGACCCGCAGCGACACGCCGUCGUUCUACUACCUCAACCUCCUCGGGAUCAAGGUCGCCGGCCGCGCGAUCAAGAUCCCCCCGACCGUGUUCGCGACGGCCGGCACAAUUAUCGACUCGGGCACCGUGAUCACCCGCCUCCCCUCGCGAGCCUACAAGGCGCUCCGGUCGGCGUUCGCGCGCUUCAUGGGCAAGUACAAGAGGGCGCCCGCGCUGUCCAUCCUGGACACGUGCUACGACUUCACCGGAUACGCGACGGUGCAGAUCCCGUCGGUGGAACUGGUGUUCACCGGCGGCGCCACUGUGAGCCUCGACUUCAGCGGGGUGCUGUACGUGUCGAAGGUGUCGCAGGCGUGCCUGGCGUUCGCGUCCAACGGCGACGAUACGUCCAUCGGCAUCCUCGGGAACACGCAACAGAGGACGCUCGCCGUGGUCUACGACGUGGCCAACCAGAAGAUCGGAUUCGCCGCCAAGGGCUGCAGCUGAGUAGUCAAUCGGCGUGGCACAUAUACGCCAUCGGUGAUUGGAUAAUACAAUCCAUAAAUGAUAAAACAAAUUGAUGAUCAUGAGUUGUGUGACACAGAAAAUGGAAAUAAGAAUCAUCAAGCAGAAAACUCCGCAUAAACUUUUGGAA
Molecule: messenger RNA, 1640 nt
Organism: Phragmites australis (common reed)
Lineage: Eukaryota; Viridiplantae; Streptophyta; Magnoliopsida; Poales; Poaceae
Product: aspartyl protease family protein At5g10770-like
Exons: 2
Coding region: 59-1492 (477 amino acids)
Biological process (GO): proteolysis
Molecular function (GO): aspartic-type endopeptidase activity
Source: RefSeq, a predicted model, not a curated record